CAUCGUUUGUUGGCCAAAAGGUGCAGGUCGAAACCCAAAAACAAAGAAAAAGUUAACAACAAAAAUUUGAAUUAAGUUUUAUUUUAAAAGUAAUAAAAAAAAUUAAUUAAUUAAAUCCUUUUUUGGUGGAUUAAAAAAAAAAGUUAUUGGUGAAAACAAUUUUUAUUAAAAUUUCUUUUAAAUCAUCAAGAUGAACGAUAAAGAGAAGGGACCUGAAGGAAUUUUGGGAUUAGCCGAAGUAACUCAUGGGAUCAAAAUAUGGAAGAUGCUUUUUGCUGAAUUCAUAGGAACUUUUCUUCUUGUCUUAAUUGGUUGUGGGGCGAUUUUGAGUAUAAAUGGACCACCGUCGAUUAUAGAAAUAUCGAUGGCGUUUGGUUUAACUAUUGGAAGUGUUGUGCAGAUUAUUGGUCAUAUAAGUGGUGGACACAUAAACCCGGCGGUAACAAUAAGCUUUUUCGUCGCCUGCGAGAUGAAAUUACUCAGAACGCUUUUAUAUAUAGUCGCGCAACUUUUAGGAGCAGCAGCAGGUGCAGCUCUUUUAAUGGUUGCAACUCCAGAUCAUUUGGAAGGCCAACUCGGAGUAACCGAUGUGGGGGAAGUAAACGUAGAACAAGCGUUCCUUUACGAAGUUAUUUUAACGUUCUUCUUCGUUUCGGUUAUCCAUACGGUGGCUGAUUCCCAAAGAAAAGAUAUAAGAAGUGCUCCUGCUAUAAUCAUCGGAUUAGCAGCCGCCGCUUGCCAUUUAAGUGGGAUUAAAUUCAGCGGAUCGAGUAUGAAUCCGGCAAGAAGUUUUGGUCCGGCUUUGGUUAUCAAUCAUUGGGAUAAUCAUUGGGUGUAUUGGGCUGGGCCGAUAAUCGGGGCGUGCAUCGCUUCGCUUCUUUACAAAUUUUUCUUCAAACCGAAAAAAUCCGACGAUGAAUCCUACGAUUUCUGACGAACUAAUCGAAAAUGUAAAGAUGCGAAGGAAAAAACGCCGUCCAAUCAUCGAGAUCAAACUGAUCAAACAGUUGUCAUGACCAUUUCAUAGAUUUACCAUAACGAAGAUUAUAAAAAUACGUAAAUUCUUAGUUUUAUAUUUGUAAAAAAUAUUUUAGACGUUUCAAACUGUACAUUUUUGGAAUAAUAGCUUUAUUUAUGUGGAAAUAUUAAUAAUCUAAUUCGUCGCGAUUGCUUCCGGUAUUUUGUAAGCUAGGCAUAAAACUCGUAGAUUUUAAAAGGAUGUAUACAAGAAGAAAUAUAUUAUUAGAACAAAA
Onthophagus taurus is the source of this 1253-nucleotide messenger RNA. RefSeq names its product aquaporin homolog protein drip (gene Drip). The record is from RefSeq and is a predicted model, not a curated record. NCBI's taxonomy places the organism in Eukaryota, Metazoa, Arthropoda, Insecta, Coleoptera, Scarabaeidae. Gene Ontology annotation, biological process: transmembrane transport. Gene Ontology annotation, cellular component: plasma membrane. Gene Ontology annotation, molecular function: channel activity.